Molecule: messenger RNA, 1337 nt
Organism: Paramecium sonneborni
Lineage: Eukaryota; Ciliophora; Oligohymenophorea; Peniculida; Parameciidae
Source: the annotation of a GenBank genome assembly
AUGAAUUAUAUGAGCAAUGAAUCUGAAAUCAUAGAUUAUAAUGGUUCUUAAGAUAUAUAAGAAUCUUUUGCAGUUGUCACAACACGUGUUGGAGUUCCUAAAGUAAUUGAAGAUUCCUCCUAAAUUCCUGAAAUUUUAUAAAUAAUGUCUGGCUUGAUGUAUUCAUAACAAUAUAGAGGACUUUCAUUCUAAAAGGUUCAACCUUAACUUUCUUUUUUAUAAGGAUAGGAAGAUAAAAGUGGAAUUUUAUAAAAUGAUUAAUUAAGAGGAUUGAAUUCAGAUAGAACUGAAAAUAAUGCAACCUUAACAUCAUGUUAUAUGUAAUCAGGUUUGUUUAUGCAUGAAAAUUUUGUUUAACAUGAAGGAUUUAUUUUAAAAAAAACAUAAAAAUUAUUAUAACCAUUUAAAUAGAUAUAUUGUCAUUUUUAGGAUGGAAUUUUAAGUUUUUAUUCAAAUUAAUAAAAAUAGAAGGCUCGUUUUGUACUCAAUCUUGGUCUAUUCAAUUUCUAAUAUUAUUAGAAAUAAAUUGUUAACUGUGAUAUCUAUGAGUUUGGAUUAAAAUGUACUAAUGAUGAUAAAAUUUUUUAAUUUAAAGGAAUUAAUAACAAUUAAUGGUUCUAUUUGAUUAAAAAAUUUAUAGAUAAUAAUAGAAAAUUGCCAAUAAAUAAAUUUUAUCUAAAUCCAUUUAAUAAUUAUUAUAAAAAAAGAUUAAUUACAAAUGAUUAAUUUAGAUAAAUGAGUUAAACUGGAGAUAUUCUAUUAUUUCAAACAAAAUCUUGCAGUUCCAAAAUAUAACGAUUAUUAACUAGAUCAAAUUACGGUAUUAUUUAGUUUUAUUAAAAUAGAUCAUGUUGCAAUGAUAUUAAAAUAUUAAUCUGGUGCAAUAUAUGUAUUGGAAGCUACCAAUUAAAAUGGAGUGGGAAUAUUUAAUUGGGAUUCCAUGAUUAAUCAAUUAUGGUAUGAAUUAUAUUCAAUGUAAUAAAUUUUGUUAUCUAUUUAAUAGGGUUGUAUAUAGAUAGCUUCAAAUAAUUCGAAACGCAGAUUUUUUAUUAUAAAUUGAAAAAUUUGUAAAAGAAAACGUUGGAAGAUAAUAUCAAUUAAGUGUUACGAAAUUAUUACAAGAUAAAUCUAUAAUUAUAACAUCAUAAAAUUAGAAUUAAGAUCCAACUUAUUUUUGCUCAUAGUUAAUUGCAAAAAUAUAUAAAUAAAUAGGAUUAUUAACUUAAGAUAAAUCUGCUAAUUAAUAUUGGCCUGGAUCCUUUUCUAAUGAAAAAGCUGAAAUUUAACUUAAGGGAUGUUCUCUCUCAGACGAAUAUUUAAUAGGAUUUAAUAUGUGA